GCGCAAGCGCGAAAGGGGAUACAAACCGGAUGCUUAUGGAGCAUUGAGUUUUCCCUGGCACGAGCUGCGUGACUUGUACAUGGAAUACAAUCGUACAACUUCAUUAUUCUCCUAAACGCAAAUUUCGGUGAUCCAUCUAUGUCCAGCUGACAAACGCUUGUCAUGAGAAUUGUCGUCAGAUUUGUAGGGCUGCAUCAAUAUUUGAAGGCGGAUGAAGAGGAAUCACACGUAAUAACCGACACUCUUGCUACAACGUUAGCUAACUACCUGGGCAGCUAGGAAGCCUGUAACGUUAAUAUGUUGUUGGAAGUUUUGCAAGGAACAGAAGCGGGAGGAUUCAUUUUGAUACAAGAUUCUGUGAAUUACUGUGGUCGACACCUCCUGAAAAGCUGCAUCAAUACAGCACUUAAACGGGAAGAAGUGGUCCAUGUAUUGGGGUUUGAAGUUAGUCAAGAGGAACUCAAUGAUGGACUGGACAAAACAUCUGCACAGAGGCUGCACUUUCACAAUGCCUACUCUGACCCUCUCGGCUGGACCGGUAAUUCACCGUUUACGGUCCACCAGUUUACCCUAGAGGACAUCGGCACUCUUCUCAAACAAACACCUCAGGCCAAAGCAGUGACACUUGUCAUUGACUCUCUGUCAUGGAUUUUGAGGCAUCACGACCCUGCUGCUAUCUGCCAGAAACUUCAGGCUCUCAAAAAAGGUGGAGUUGUGAGAGCUGUAAUUGGUCUGCUGCACUCAGACCUGCAUCAGCGAGGCACUGUGGGAAGCAUAUGCCACUUGGCUACCUCAGUCAUCACUGUGGCCCCAGGGACCAGAGGACUAGGGGCCUUCGCCAAAAUAACAAGACGCACCAAGUCGGGCAAGCUUAUGCAAGAUGAGGAGAUAUUCAGCAUCAAUGAGGACCUGACAGUUACAAUACAGAGCAAACGCAGUCAUCCUGGAAGCACACCGAUGAAUACAGACGAAUCUGAGGUGGAUCCAACAGCCAACCUGACCUUUAACCUGCGCCUGUCUGAUACACAGAGAGAGGCCAAAGAAAAACUGCCGCUUCCCUUCGUCUUCAGUAAAGAGAAGAAGUCAGCACUUCUGCACCCGGGCACCGGUUCAGGACGGAUCCUUUACGAGCCUGAUGCCAAUGAUGAUUAUGACCAGGAGGAUCCUGAUGAUGACCUUGAUGUCUAGAGGACAGGCCAUGUAGAGCCAUGUAGAGCACAGCUCCUUGCGGUUAAUGCCACUUCUGGACAUUUCAUGCCGGAAACCACAAUAAUAGCCUGGGUUCCUGCCUGAGAUAUUUAUUUUACUUUCCCAGAGGAGAUUUAAAUGAAAGUUUAACAAAAUACCAGGCUUACUGAAUGCCAGUUUUUGCAGUGGAGGAAGUUUAUUAGGGUGGAGUCAGUAAGUAUAGGAGAUAUAUUGCUUGUUACAACAAUCAAUUCAGGAAAAUUUCAGCGGAGGACAGAAUGACGCUGAGAUCAGAUGCCUACAGCCUACGACAGGUCUCUGUUUAAAUAAAGGCUACUGUUUGCA
Molecule: messenger RNA, 1533 nt
Organism: Oncorhynchus kisutch (coho salmon)
Lineage: Eukaryota; Metazoa; Chordata; Actinopteri; Salmoniformes; Salmonidae
Gene: elp5
Product: elongator acetyltransferase complex subunit 5
Exons: 8
Coding region: 298-1188 (296 amino acids)
Biological process (GO): tRNA wobble uridine modification
Cellular component (GO): nucleus; cytosol; elongator holoenzyme complex
Molecular function (GO): tRNA binding
Source: RefSeq, a predicted model, not a curated record